AUGUUCGCCCGGGGCGCAUUGACGUAUGCGCUGGCAAUCCUGUCUUUGUCGACCGUAGUUGAGCCGACUUCCCGACCAGAUGUCAAAAAUCUAAUUGUAGACACCGACCUUUUCGAUGCGAUUGAGUAUGUAUACAUUAACUACUCUGCGGUAACGAAGCUGACUCAGAUUAGUGAUACAGCGGCGCUGCUUCUUGCAUGCACGCUCCCAAACGCAAAUCUUCUAGCCGUAAACGUCAACGUCAAUUCAACAUAUACCGCGCUCGCUGCAUCUGCUAUCGUGAACCAUUAUGGUUAUAGCACCGUUCCGAUUGGGUUACCGCGGCCGUUCACCAACAAAACCUCCUCUGAGCCAUUUGGAGGCGAAUAUGACACCAAGGUAGCGGCAGGGUGGUCGGGCGGUUCGGUGCCUUGGGGACAUAUAAAUAACACAUGGGACCCAGUAGAGCUAUAUCGCAAGACGUUAGCCGAAGCGCAGAACAACAGCGUAACCAUUGUAUCCAUCGGAUUCAUGGGGUCCAUUUCUGGUCUUCUCAAUACGACUGCAGACAAGUAUUCAGCCUUGGACGGAUACGGUCUUGUGAAAGCAAAGGUCAAGGAGCUAGUGGUCAUGGGUGGCGGGUAUCUACCGGAGUACUCUCUUGACCAGGAGUACAAUUUUGCGCAACAGGAUGCACCGCACGUCGUGAACACCUGGCCCGAGUGUGUUCCUAUGACAUUUCUCGGUGCAGAAGUCGGCGUGGAAGUCUUUACUGGUGCUCGUCUCACCGCGUGCGGUCCACCCGAUGAUCCAGUCAGAGCGAGUUUUGAAUGGUGGGGGGGAUACAAUGUCUCACAAUACUCGUGGGAUCAUCUUACUAUGGUGUACGCCGUCAGAGGGCUGGGCAACUGGUACGAAUUUGGCAACAAGAACGGAUAUAACUAUCUCUAUCCCAACGGGACCAAUAUCUGGGUGGAAGACAAACGCAGGACCAAUCAGCACUAUCUGCAGCUGAAGAUCUCGAAUGUGACAGUAGCGAAAGAGAUGGAUAAUCUAUUACUGCGGGGCGCUUGGACCCAUGCCAAACUGGAUUGA
This is a messenger RNA of Pyrenophora tritici-repentis Pt-1C-BFP, 1074 nucleotides long. NCBI's taxonomy places the organism in Eukaryota, Fungi, Ascomycota, Dothideomycetes, Pleosporales, Pleosporaceae. The record is from RefSeq and is a predicted model, not a curated record.